Messenger RNA from Labrus mixtus (cuckoo wrasse), 3324 nucleotides. RefSeq names its product topoisomerase I binding, arginine/serine-rich a (gene toporsa). NCBI's taxonomy places the organism in Eukaryota, Metazoa, Chordata, Actinopteri, Labriformes, Labridae. The transcript is spliced from 2 exons. The record is from RefSeq and is a predicted model, not a curated record. Gene Ontology annotation, biological process: protein monoubiquitination; protein polyubiquitination. Gene Ontology annotation, molecular function: ubiquitin protein ligase activity. The coding region runs from base 175 to 2793 and encodes 872 amino acids.
UGAAUUUAAAAAUAAUUGUUCGGUUAUGGAAGAAGCUGCUGCUGAGCUAGGUUGUUCAUUUUGUCAACAGUUGCUCUGGAACGAAAUGAUGUAGAAAAUUACGAUUUUUUUUUACUACAUGGACGAAGAUAACUAGUUUGCCAACCUGCUGCGUACCUGAGGAAGUCAGAGAUAAUGUCAGCGAUUAAGGUGGCCCUGCAACAGCGCCAGAAGAGUGGCAGAAGGAAAACCUCUGGAGCCAUGUCUGCAGAUGUUUCACCAGACUCCAAGUGUCCCAUCUGUUUGGACAUUUUCAACAACAUCUCUUACCUGAACCUCUGCCUGCACAAGUUCUGUUUCCGCUGUAUUCACGAGUGGUCCAAGAACAAAGCCGAAUGCCCGCUAUGCAAACAGCCCUUUAAUUCAAUUUAUCACAGUAUAAAAUCAGAGCAAGACUUUAAAAAAUAUGAUCUGCAGCCGCUGGAAAAUGGCUCCUUUGGAACUUUUGGGGGAGUGCGUUUUAGAUACCGCACAACUCUUACAGGAGUAAAUCGACAGAUGCGGGGAAGGACAUCGCCGCCUCCCGAUAAUGGGGUGAUGUUUGAAGCCUCGACAAACCCUCCCCAACAGCGGCAAGAUCGUUAUAUUAGGCGCAUGAUGAUGAGGUUGGCAGCUAAGAGGCAAGCAGCAAAUGAAGGCAGGGUGGUGAACAGUGUCAGGGAGCAGGAAAUGAUAAACUUCAGGAGGGAACUCUACCGUCAAGGGGUGAGGGUUCGAAGUGUACGGGAUGGGGGACGCUGCAGAGACACUUCAGCUGAGUUCUUCAGAAGAAAUUCUGCCUGUCUACACAGACUUGUGCCCUUUCUCAAAAGAGAACUCAUCGUGCUUUAUGGAGCCCAUGGCUCUUUGGUCAACAUAGUUCAACACAUCAUUAUGUCCCGGAUUACACGCUAUGACAUGGAGGAUGGAGCUAUUCAGGAAGAGCUCAGGCCAUUCCUUCAGGCCCGCACAGAGCACUUUCUGCACGAGUUCAUCAGCUUUGCAAAAUCUCCCUUCAACAUGGAGGCCUAUGACCAACAUGCUGCCUACGACUGCCCAGCCCCAUCCUCAAAUGAAGACAGCAGCUCUAACUCUUCUGUAAUAGCCAUCUCAGAGGAUGAGGAGCUCUCUGUGGAGUUGGACCCCCCAGAUGACUCUGCAUCUACUUUGAGCCAGUCCGUGUGGGAUGAUGAGACACCUGGGCCUUCAUAUUCUACGACAGCAGAGCAGAGCAGGGCAGAGUGUCUGUCCGUUGUAGACUCAGAGUCAGACUCAGACAGCAGUCUAGAGGAGGAGACACGUGUGUUUGGAGCUUCUCCGCAACAAAGGAUUCCUCAUAUUCAAACAGAUUUGACACAGAGUGAAGUUAACAAAGAAGAUUGUUUGUCUUCUGACAGUGACGACUGUGUCAUUGUAAGUUUUGUGAAACCAACAGCAGAAAGAACUCCUGAACUGGUGAAGCUGUCUUCUGACUCUGACGAGUCGGCUAGUGAAGAUACCAAAGAAGUGCCUCUUCUGCCUCAACACAUCCGUUUCUCCAGUCUCAGUCCUAUAGCCUCACAGAGAAGUGGUCGUGGACAGUCAGGAAAUGUAGAAACAGAUUAUCAGGAGGACUCAAAAGACAGAUAUAGCUCUUUAACAUCUAGCCUACACAAGACAUCUAGUAAGUCAAGCAGAAAAGAGAAGGAUAAAAGAUUUGAUAGUAAUGACAAAUCUAGGGAGAGCCACUGGUCUAAGGACAGAGACCACAGGAGGAGGAGGAGGUCGAGAAGUAGAGAGCGCAGACAGUCCAGCAGGAGCCCAGCGAAUUCCCACAGCAGUGUCGCUACUCUAUCCAAAAACAGAGGUUAUUCUUACUCGAGUGGCAGAGACUCCUACUCAAAAUGUGACAGUCACUAUAAAAGGAGGGACACUGAUCAAAUCUAUCAGUCAGACAGACACUACAGCAAAGAGAGAAAGGAUAAGGGAAUGCAUUACACAGAGAGGCACUCCUAUUACAGUAGUCACAAGCACUCAGAUCGACACUCACACUCUCGCUCCAGGAGCCGCAACAGGGACUCGCGAAGACGUGACAGGAGGCAUUCUCAAUCUCGGUCUUAUUCCGGCAGUCGCUCCCCAUAUGCAAAAAAGAGCUCACGCCACGACGACAAGCCUGGCGGGAAAAGGAAAUACAAAUCCAGACAUUUGGAGGAACCAUCCAGCCCUCGUUCCAACUCAAAUGCUGACGACGAAACUUCGACUUCCACAAAGAAAAAGAACAAAGAAAAGCGUCGUAAUAAAUCCAAAGAGAGGUCGAGAAAAACCAGCAGGAGCCUGAGUGUGGAGCUCGUCGGUGAGGAAAACUCUCACGAACGAACUAAGAGACAUCAUAAGAAAAAGAAGAAACACAAGAAGAAGAGCAAAAGACACAAGAGUAAUGAACGCACAGAGAAACACUCACCCACCGUCAUCACUAUUGACAGUGACAGUGACUCUUUUGCUAAUUGCAGUGCCACUCAGGCCACCUGCACCAUUAAGGACAGCAGCCCCAUAGACAACCCAGGAGACCCCGCCCCAUGCACCAUCAAGGACAGCUCCAUAGGAAACCCAGGAGGCCAAUCCCCCGCCACUUGCACCAUCAAGGACAGCCCCAUGGACAACCCAGGAGAACCCGCCCCAUGCACCAUCAAGGACAGCCCCAUAGACAACCCUGCCACCUGCACCAUCAAGGACAGCCCCAUGGACAAUACCACAGACAACCCAGGAGACCACGUCCCUCUGGACUUACAUUCGUAGUUAAAUGAAAGUUCAGAUUCCUUUUGUUUGUGCUGGGAAAUGAUGCUGAAUGGGAAUGAUUCAAAACAAUGUCCAUUAUGUUCAUGGUUACCAUACUGAAGUGUAUGUAAACACAUGUCCCUUUGAAUGCCACUGCAUCUCUUUCUUCAGCUAAUGUGCCAUCAUUGGGUUCAUGUCUGUUGUUGACCAUUGCGGCCUGGGUUCUCGACUUUUAACUACACCUUCAGUAAUCUUAUUUUAUGGGCCAAGUGCCAAAUUGAACAAGGGCGAAUUAAAUAGUAUUAUCGGUUAAAUCCAUUUAUUUUCUGGAAAGCCACUUUCUUUAACAGAUGUAUUUUAUUUCUCAGGUGCUCUCAGGGAUAAUGAUGAAUGAUUUUUUCAGAAUGUUAUAAGUCAGCUGUAUUCUUGAAACAAAACCAUUUUUACCUGCUUCUCUCUGAGUAGCACUUAUUAAAAGAUGGUAUGUGGAUUUCAGAACGGGCUCUUUGUAUUUUAUUUUAUUUAAAAUAAAUUUUAUUGCGCAACUCUGCA